This is a messenger RNA of Marchantia polymorpha subsp. ruderalis, 2762 nucleotides long. The record is from the annotation of a GenBank genome assembly. Lineage: Eukaryota; Viridiplantae; Streptophyta; Marchantiopsida; Marchantiales; Marchantiaceae.
AAAUGUUUUGUAGCGUGCUUCAACUAUCGAAUCAUGACCCUGUCUGUCAUCCACAAUGGGCGUAUGCUCUAAACUGAAUAGUGAGGAGAGGCGCAUGGAAAGUCGCCAUGAUUGUAACUCAUGUGUAUUGGUAGAGUAUAAAGUACACACGCCUCCAACAACAACAAUUUGGAAGAAGAAAAGCGCCGACACCACGCCCCAAUAGCACACACAAUGAUGGCAACGAUGUCGACGGCCAACAACGAAAAGCGUCUGUCAGCAUCAGGCGGUUACUUUCAUUCGAGAUAGCGGGAAUGCCGGGGCAGAACUCUGAAGCGUAUGUAGCAGCCGCGCAGAUCACAUCGACGAAGAGGGAGAGGAAGAGAAAGAGGCACACGCAGACAGCAGCAGUUCUCAGAGUCGUGGCCUUCGAGAGGACAAUCGAGGAGACGGGGCAGCCGUGCAGGAAGCAAGCGCCUGGCGCGCUUCGUCCGGACGACGACGAAUGCUGACUGACAUUGCGCAGGAGGAGAAGUUGCAGUUGCCCGCAGGAAGAGAGUCCUGUCCCUGUCCCGGUGCCUGUGCAAGCUGAGGGCGACAGCAUGUCCAACAGCCUCGUAAUCUGCAACGUUGCAACGUCCGAGGCGCGUCCGAGGCGCGGGGCGCUGUCCGAUUGUUUUCAAAUCAGGGAGCGUUCGCGACAGCUGAGUCAGCGCAAUGUAUCCUAAAUUCAAAGCCCCGUGAUUUGUUCUCCUCCACGGGAACCGCCCGGAAGCGCAUGUGACGGAACCAUAGUCGUUGUCGGAAUCAAGAACUGCAUCGAGCGAUUGAGGAGCGGGACCUCGACUUCGGGCGUUGGAAUUGUGACGACUGUCCUCGCGUUCUGCCGCCGACGAGAGGUGAGAUAAGCGCACGGCUUACGGUGAACAGGGCAAGUUCGUCUGAUGAUGGAGUGCGAGAAUUAGGUGCAGUGGUCGGCGUUCCGAAGAAUCCAACGGGGAUGUCUCGAGAGUAUGUGCUUGAUUAUCUGCUGCCGAAUGUGUGCAUUUCCGCGUCCCAAGAGGAGAUACUCAGCUCUAUUCCGGGCUGGGAAGAAAUCGGCGGGACUAUCGAUGAUUCUCCGAGCCUGCCGAGUCCAAGCCAAAGCUCUCAACAGAGAAUUUUCGAUGUCACAGGUUCCUCUUCGUCGGAUGAUCACGAUCUUUCACAGAAGGCUGUGGAGUGGGCUUCUCCAGUCCAGACUCCCGUAGCUUCCAGUAGGGCCGCGGUCGAAUUAGAGAGCUACCAUGAGCCCUUUGACAGUGAUAGGUCCGCAAGUCCGAAAAGGAGACAAUCGUGGGGUUUUUCUCGUCCAGGUGACCUUACGUCCCCUGAGAGUGAUCAACAGAAUUCCGCUGUCAAGGUAGUAAGCAUUGUGGAUGCUGAAUACGGCGUCGCAGAGGAACCUCCUGAAGACAAGCAAAUGCCUGCCGUUGCCAGCAGUGCUCAAGCAUCCGUGAUCGCUGAGCCUCACGGCCGUCAGACUGAUCUUGAAGGUUCAAUGCGGGAAGUGGAUGAGAAGGUGGAUUCUUGGGGCCAGCUAUUGCCUCCAGCUUCUGCAUCUGAAGAUGAAGCCCCUAGUUGUCCGCCUGCGCAUUCAGAACGCGCUCAAGUCACCCCGAAUACUACGGACUCCUCUCCAGCCAGGAAAAUAGUUGGGAAAUCCUCGGAGCUCCAACUUUCCUCGGCCAAGGCAAUAUGUCUCGACAAUGGACGAGUCUGCGCGGGGACCUCUGCCACGGCGAAUCAAAAUACGGAUGGGCUUCAUCCACAGGCUAAUUCACGGGACUCCGCGCGUGUCUCAUCAGGUAAAACUUCGAACGCAGCUUCUUUUCCGUGUGCUUCAUCUGAUUCAAAAGGCGAGCAAAGAGUCGAGGCUCCCAUGCCCUCCGAGGCGGUUCAAGAAAAGUUGAGGAACCUUAGAAGACUUGCUGCGGAGAACGCUACUGGAAAUGAGUCGCGGAAACGUGCCAGAGGUGAUGAACAUACUCUUCGCGUCCCGGCCACUGUGAUGGAUGUCGUGAAACAAAGGCCAGAUCGUAGACCUGCACAGGAUGUCAGCGCUGCUGACCUUCUCAGUGCUGCAAUUCGGGCCGGUGUAACACUCCCUCCCCCUUUUGGUCGACAUUACUUUCGAAGCCAGUGAAGCUUCCUUUGUUCAUUGUAAUAAUUUGACAUGCAAAGGUGUACUUCCUCUCCAAUUCUUGACACACCGCUGUGUGAAGUAAGAAUUUCCUUGUUUCCAUCGUUGUGAAUUUUCUGGUUGGGACGGCAUUCGAAGAUACUUCAGAUUUCUACCAUUGUGAUAUGGAUUGGUAGGACGUCGCUCCCACAGGAGAUUAGGUCACCUUGUUACCAUGUUGUACGUGCUUACGUGCGUGCAUCUAUGUGUUGUACGUGCUUCUUCGGCUAUUGAAGAUUGUGUAGGCCAGUGGCAAGUAAACGGAAAUGUGGAAGUAGGUAAUCUGCACAUCGGUGCACAUCGGUGGGUACAACUUCAUCACUGAACUCCGACAGAAGCACACUCACCGGAGUGUGUGGAAAUAUUAGCAUUGUAUAGGUCUCGAGUUUGGUGUCGCGAUGAAAUGUGUGGAUUAAUUGUACAUACUUUUUUCAAAGUAUAUGUAAGCCAAGUCCUACGCUUUUCCUGGUACAUCAAAGGGAUGUAUAGGGAGGGCUAGUUAUCCCUCAGUUUGAGGUAAUUAUCCGUCACAUUACAAAACAAAGCUCUGUAUUUGGUCACC